Messenger RNA from Drosophila persimilis, 2344 nucleotides. RefSeq names its product DNA replication licensing factor Mcm5 (gene Mcm5). Gene Ontology annotation, biological process: double-strand break repair via break-induced replication; DNA replication; DNA replication initiation. The transcript has 4 exons. Gene Ontology annotation, molecular function: single-stranded DNA helicase activity; ATP binding; 3'-5' DNA helicase activity. Bases 16 to 2220 code for a protein of 734 amino acids. Gene Ontology annotation, cellular component: nucleus; MCM complex. Lineage: Eukaryota; Metazoa; Arthropoda; Insecta; Diptera; Drosophilidae. The record is from RefSeq and is a predicted model, not a curated record.
AACGAACUAAAAAAAAUGGAGGGAUUUGAUGAUGCUGGUGUAUUUUUUUCUGAUAAUUUCGGAAACGAUCAGCAGUCGGACUGUGCGCAAAUAAAUUUGCAAGCGGUCAAGAAAAGAUACAAGGAGUUUAUUCGGACAUUCAACGAAGACAACUUUUUUUAUAAAUACCGUGACACAUUGAAACGCAACUACCUCAAUGGACGCUAUUUUCUGGAAAUCGAAAUGGAAGAUUUGGUGGGAUUUGAUGAGGCCCUUGCCGAUAAAAUGAACAAACAGCCAACUGAACAUCUGCAAAUUUUUGAAGAGGCUGCUCUGGAAGUGGCUGACGAAAUUACAGCUCCACGUCCCGAGCAUGAAGAGCACAUGCACGAUAUCCAAAUACUAUUGAGCUCCAAUGCCAACCCCACCAAUAUACGUGAACUAAAAUCAGAAUGCGUGUCGCGCUUGGUUAAAAUUGCAGGAAUAAUUGUGGCCGCAUCCGGCAUUAGUGCAAAGGCAACAAAAAUUUCCAUUAUGUGCUUGUCGUGCAGCACUGUUAUACCAAAUCUCAGAGUAAAUCCCGGACUAGAAGGCUACGCCCUGCCACGAAAAUGCACAACGGAACAGGCGGGACGACCAAAGUGUCCCCUAGAUCCGUUCUUCGUAAUGCCGGACAAGUGCAAAUGCGUGGAUUUUCAAACGCUAAAAUUGCAAGAGCUACCAGACUUUGUCCCUCAAGGAGAGAUUCCUCGACAUUUGCAGUUAUUCUGUGACCGUUCCCUGUGCGAACGUGUUGUGCCAGGAAAUCGUGUUCUCAUACAAGGUAUUUAUUCAAUUCGAAAAGUGGGUAAACCCUCUCGUCAGGAUGGUCGAGAGAAGGCCGUUGUGGGUGUUCGCGCGCCCUAUAUGCGGGUGGUGGGCAUAACAGUGGAUGCAGAGGGGGCUGGUGCCAUUUCUCGCUAUAGCAAUAUAACCACCGAUGAGGAGGACAACUUCCGACGCAUGGCUGCCUCAGGAGAUAUAUACGAACGCCUUUCUCAAUCAUUGGCUCCUAGUAUAUUCGGCUCUCGAGACAUCAAAAAGGCUAUAACUUGCAUGCUUUUUGGUGGGUCCCGCAAGCGGCUGCCAGAUGGACUGUGUCGACGGGGGGACAUCAACGUACUGCUGUUGGGGGAUCCAGGUACGGCAAAGUCGCAGCUACUAAAGUUUGUCGAGAAGGUAGCCCCCAUUGGCGUGUAUACAUCAGGAAAGGGAUCUAGCGCGGCUGGUCUUACAGCAUCGGUUAUGAAGGAUCCCCAAACGCGCAAUUUCGUCAUGGAAGGAGGUGCCAUGGUGUUGGCUGACGGUGGUGUCGUUUGCAUCGACGAAUUUGACAAAAUGCGUGAAGAUGACCGGGUGGCCAUACACGAGGCAAUGGAACAGCAAACCAUCUCCAUUGCAAAAGCCGGCAUUACAACCACAUUAAAUUCUCGAUGUUCGGUUUUAGCAGCUGCUAAUUCUAUAUUUGGCCGGUGGGACGAUACAAAGGGCGAGGAAAAUAUUGAUUUCAUGCCCACAAUAUUAUCUCGUUUUGACAUGAUUUUUAUUGUUAAGGACGUACACGAUGAGACACGUGAUAUUACUCUCGCAAAGCACAUCAUAAACGUGCAUCUUAGUUCCAAUAAAUCUGCACCAACCGAGCCAGCCGAAGGUGAAAUAUCUUUGUCCACAUUUAAAAAGUACAUACACUACUGUCGCACCCAUUGUGGGCCACGAUUAAGUGAAGCUGCUGGCGAGAAGCUUAAGAGCCGCUAUGUGCUGAUGCGAAGUGGUGCCGGUCAGCAGGAAAAAAAUGCAGACAAACGGCUGAGUAUUCCGAUUACAGUGCGCCAGCUAGAGGCUGUUAUUCGAAUUUCAGAGUCCUUAGCAAAAAUACGCUUGCUUCCUUUUGUCGCCGAUGAUCAUGUCAAUGAGGCCCUUCGACUUUUCCAAGUAUCGACUCUUGAUGCAGCUAUGACUGGAAGCCUGGCCGGUGCUGAGGGAUUCACCACAGAGGAAGACCAGGAAACUCUUAACCGUAUUGAAAAACAAUUAAAGCGUCGAUUUGCUAUCGGAUCUCAAGUUUCUGAACAGAAUAUCUUACAGGACUUUUUACGUCAAAAGUACGAGGAGCGUACUGUAGUCAAAGUCAUUCACACGAUGAUUCGACGUGGUGAACUUCAGCACAGAAUGCAACGCAAGAUGCUAUACCGCAUAUGCUAGUUGCCCUUACUAAUACUUACUAUUAUUGUCAUUAUUUUAGCAUCAUAAAUGAGUAAGCUAAUUUUUGUCACUGUACUUUUAUUAUAUGAAAAUAAUUUAAUAAAGAAAAUGCUUUUAGGCGUAA